Messenger RNA from Paraglomus occultum, 972 nucleotides. NCBI's taxonomy places the organism in Eukaryota, Fungi, Glomeromycota, Glomeromycetes, Paraglomerales, Paraglomeraceae. The record is from the annotation of a GenBank genome assembly.
AUGAUUAGAUUUCCACCGCUUACUGUACCCUCGUUCUUUCAUCCAAUUAUCGAGGCAUGGGUAAUCUGGCUAACAACUACGUUCAUCUCUAUUCCAGCUGCCUUCUUUUACAUGUUUGUUGAUGCUCCAUCUGCAUUGGUUCGUUGCCUUUUGGCAUCAGAACCAAAAUGCAUCGUAAUCACUGGGGCGAGUUCUGGAAUCGGAACUAGUCUUGCUCUCGCCUAUGCAAAACCAGGUGUCACUAUUGGAUUAUUGGGUCGCGAUGAAUCCCUAAAAAAGGUCGCAGAAGCUGUAAACUCCCGUUGGACGUCGGCAGAGAUUUUAGUUUGCGACGUAGCCGAUACUGAUAAACUUGCCCAAACCCUCAAAGAGUUUGAUGAUCGACAUAAUAUUGACUUGCUGUUUGCUAAUGCUGGCCAAUUGGGAUAUACGAUUGAUACGGACAAGGAGUGGGAGGACCAGUGGGAUCGGAUUAUAGAUGUCAACUUUGUUGGCGCGGUAGCAACUGCAAUGACUGGUUUCAAACUGAUGGAAAAACGCAAGAACAGACGUGGCGGACAGAUUGCGAUUACAUCGUCAAUAUCUGGCUACUUUUUCAUGCCCCAGACGGCCUACUACAACGCGACAAAAGCCGCUUUGAUCUCUUUUGGUCGGGAUCUGCGGUACAUUGGCCGCCAACAUAACAUCAAAGUGACGGUAAUCACGCCUGGUACGAUUGAUACCCGCAUGACAACUGAUCCCCAUCAACCAGUUUCCCUGCCUAGUUGGUUACUGACCAAACCUGAGACGUUGGCACAAAUAAUUAAGCGACGACUGUCUUACAAUCCCGCAACUAUUGCGUAUCCAUUUUCGGAGCAUUUGGUUUCAUGGGUUACUCAAAGUUUACCGACAGCUUUGUUGGAUAACGUUACGUGGUUGGUUGGGAAAGUUUCAUCCUCUUUCAGUCAGACUGGGAGUAGAGGAUUUAGCUAA